UGCCAGGUCAGGAGAUUCUCCGAAGCCUAUUUCUUCUCUGAACACCCCAAAGAGUUGUCUCUGACAUUCCAGGAGGACUUAAUCAACAGACACGGACAGAUCGCCGCAGAGGUGCGGAGCUCCGACUACCUGAGCAGGAUGCCUCCCCUGCCGGUCGAGUGCCUGGACAUCGACGGCGACUGGAACAGCCUGCCCAUCAUCUUCGAGGACCGAUACGUCGCUUCGCCACAAACAGACUGGGGGUCACAUGUGCCAGCGACAGGCGACACACUGCCAGCCGGCCCAGAGCCUGCUGCCGCCGCCGCAGCCAUCGCCAGCUUUCACCAAAGUGACCAGAGCACCCGACCACCAGGCGUACCCGGGGAGCCUUCGGACGCCCCCCUCACAGGAGAGCGCUGCCGGAGCAGAGCCGGAGGCGUGGCGAGCACCGGGGGCGGGCUCCUCGUCGGUGAGGAGGCCCCCCUGAUGAGCCAAGCAGAGGCGUGCGCGGGAGCCGAGCCGUCGGAGACACGGCGGGAACCCGGCCCGAGCGCGGCGCCCCCUGAGGCCGCCGCACCCCCGGACGACGGAGGAGACUCGGUGGUCUGUGGCGAGGACAAGACCCCCCAUGGCCGGGUGAUGGAAGAGGUCCCUGGCACGCUGGUGCCAUGCCGACAACAACAGCAACAACAACAGCAACAACAACAACAACAACAACAACAACAACAACAACAACAACAACAACAACAACACCAACAACCACAGCCUCCAAGCAGCCCAGAGCGGGGCCACUGCGGCGGGGAGGACGGGGGGGUGACCAGCUCGCUGGACGAGGAGGAGGAGGAAGAGAGCGAAGACGCCCCUCUCCGCAACCUGCCCGCCCAGCGCGCCCUCUCCGUCUCCCCCCACCCCGCCGGCACCAGCCUGGCGAGGGAGCUGGGCCGGCGCAGCGGGGGCGGGGCCGGGGCCGGGCUCCCCCGGCUCAUGAAGCGCUCCUCCUCCGUCAUCUCGGACUCGGGCAUCGAGAGCGAGCCCAGCUCCUCGGUGGCGUGGCUGGCGUGGCCCGGGGACGGCGAGGCCGAGGCCGGGGCCGGGGCGCGGCGCUCGGUCGCCCAGUUCUUCCCGCCGCUGCCCGGACGCACCUUCCGGGACUUCAGCAGCGAGCGGGAGAUCCCCCAGCGCGUGGUGCGGCGCCACCCCCGGCGCGGCUCCCAGCGCCGCGUCUCCCUGGAGGGGCUGCGGGCCGAGAGCCACGGCAGCCUGCCGAGCGGCAGCUCCCCGGGCGGGGGCAUCCAGGCCUCGCUGACCUCCAUCAGCUCCCUGCCCUACGAGGACGAGCAGCAGCAGCAGCUGCGGCAGCGCGGCCAGCGGCUCCGGGGGAAGCUCACCAGGUGGGCGUCGGCCCCGCAGAUCAGCUCCGCCCCCGAGGGCACGGGGAACGCGGAGGAUGCCAAGGCGUCGGACACGCCCCGGUCGGACGCCGGCUGUUUGGGGCGCGUCGCCCCGGCGACCGGCGACGCGGCCGAGGGGGACGGGGCGCUGGCGCCGAGGUGGGUGCUGAGUGGUUCCCUCCAGGUGCCCGCCUCCCAGAGGCCGGGGAGCGGGGGCGGCGUCCAGGGGGAGCAGGACGACGGUCUGGAGGACUGGAGGCUGGAGUCGGCGGAAGCCCGGCUGUUUGAAGUGGGGGGGGGGCCCGCGGGCUGCGGGAAGCUCGGGGGCCCCCGGUUGUCAGACGGUCCGACGCUGAGUAAUUGGGCUUUGGACGAGCGCCAACGCUUCACUCAAUGUCCGCCGCUCGCCCUCGAGGUCACGGAGGAGGAGCGGGGGCCGCCCCAGACGCCGGACGCCUCGGGGCCCCUCCAGCCGGCGCCCGGCAAGCAGAGGCCCCGCGACCUCAUCGGGCUGGUGGCCAGCGCCGCGACCCCGCCCGGCGACCUCCGCGGGCUGCUGGCCGACAGCAGCGGUGACGGGGGCGAGGGGGCGCUGCCCCGCCCACUGGAGUGCCCCACCAAGCCCUCCAAGAUCCCCAACGCGGGCCUGGCCUUCAUGAACAAGAAGAUGGUGGAGGUGGUGAACAUGUCCACCUCCUGCGCCCCCACCUGCCUGCCCUUCUCCUCGGUGCUGAGGGACUCGCCCUCCGUCGGGGGGCUCUCGGCGCGCCAGGCCGCCUCCCCCAUUACCCAUCAGCCCCUGGGCUCCUUCGGCAUCAUCUCCUCCUCCUCGUCGCUGCUCAGCCCCCUGGCCAUGGACGAGGAGACCAACGAGAGGAUGCUACAUUUCUACAAGGCCAAAGAGGAGCUGCUGGGGGAGCUGGCUUUCCAGGGCAGCCUGUACAGCGACCUGCCCCUGCUGGCCUCCGACCUGCCCUACUUCCCCCCUGAGGAGGACGACGAGGAGUUUGACGACGGCAUCCAUCUGGUGGUGUGCGUGCACGGCCUGGACGGUAACAGUGCAGACCUGCGGCUAGUAAAGACCUUCAUUGAGCUGGGGCUGCCAGGCUCCAGACUGGACUUCCUCAUGUCUGAGAGAAACCAGACGGACACGUUUGCGGACUUUGACACCAUGACGGACAGACUGCUGGAUGAAAUCAUACAGCAUAUCCAACUUUAUAAUCUCACCAUCGGCCGAAUAAGCUUCAUCGGCCACUCCCUGGGGAACAUCAUCGUGCGCUCGGUGCUGACGCGGCCGCGCUUCCGCUGCUACCUUCCCAGGCUGUACACCUUCCUCUCGCUGUCCGGGCCCCACCUGGGCACCCUGUACAACAACAGCACCCUGGUCAGCACGGGCCUGUGGUUGAUGCAGAAGCUGAAAAAAUCGGGAUCCCUGCUUCAGCUUACCUUCAGAGACCACAUGGAUCCCAGGAAGACCUUCCUGUACCUGCUGAGCCAGAAGCCAGGGCUGCAGUUCUUUAAGAACGUGGUGCUGGUGUCCUCCCCGCAGGACCGCUACGUCCCGUUCCACUCGGCCAGGAUAGAGCUGUGCAGGACGGCCCUCAAAGACCGGACCACAGGCCCCGUGUACACGGAGAUGAUCAACAACCUGUUGCGUCCCCUGGUGGAGGCCAAAGAGUGCCGUCUGAUUCGCCAGAACGUGUUCCACGCCCUGCCCAACACAGCCAACACUCUGAUUGGCCGAGCCGCACACAUCGCCGUGCUGGACUCUGAACUCUUCCUGGAGAAGUUCUUCUUAGUCGCCGGCCUUGGUUACUUCAAAUAAGAAGAUAUAUAUAUAUAUAUAUAUAUAUAUAUAUAUA
This is a messenger RNA of Gadus chalcogrammus (walleye pollock), 3232 nucleotides long. It is a transcript of the gene fam135b, whose product is annotated as family with sequence similarity 135 member B. NCBI's taxonomy places the organism in Eukaryota, Metazoa, Chordata, Actinopteri, Gadiformes, Gadidae. The transcript is spliced from 10 exons. The annotation marks the transcript as partial. The record is from RefSeq and is a predicted model, not a curated record.